AUGGCUGAGCAAACUGAACUAGAGCAUCCGACUCGACUGCCAUCUCAACAGCAGCAGCCAGAGUCGAAUGCAACAGCAUUUCCAGGAUUCACUAUACAGCAUGUAAACAACUGUUGUUUUUCUUCAUGGUAUUCGCACUUUUCGCAAUGCACUUUCAAGUCGAUUGUAAUCCAACCACUUCCAGAAACAUUCAUCGACUAUUUAAAUGCGGAUGGUAUUUAUUUACCAUCUGAAGUAAACCAUGCACCACUUGCCGAAUAUGAUGUCGACUCGGAUACGUCUAGUGAAGUGAAUCAAGACGUAUCCGAUACAGAGGAAGACACACCGAAUCCAUCGUUUCCUACUCUCGAAGCACACAUCAUUUCAUCCAUCACUCGUCUUGGUGGUCGUAUUUUCCCCAAACUCAAUUGGUCAUCACCUAAAGAUGCUGCAUGGAUUACGUUUGCAACAACACUUCAAUGUACAACACCUGCAGAUAUCUUUUUGUUGUUGAAAAGUAGCGAUUUUAUUGCUCAUGAUUUGUCCCAUGCGUAUGAGGAAUGUGUGGAUUUUGAACCAGGUCAUGAUCAAGACCGACCCAAAGAGUUUGAACUGGUCCUGCGUGAAUGGUUUGAUUUGGCUCCAUCCAUGCAGUUUCGGUGUUUUGUUCAUCAUGGGGAUUUGGUCGGCAUGUGUCAAAGAGAUUCAGGCAACUAUUUCGAAUUUCUUAAACUUAAUAGAAAUACCAUUGAGCUUGACUUGUGCAGAUUCUUUGAUUCAAAAAUCAGUGGAAAGUUUCCUGAUCCCUCAUAUGUGUUUGAUGUUUACAUGAAUGCACGUACAAGAAAUAUAUGGUUGAUGGAUUUCAACCCAUUUGGACCUACAACGGAUGCUCUCCUCUACACGUGGCAAGAAAUCCUGGAAUCCACAGAAUCCAAGUUACGCAUUGUGGAAUCCACCGCAGAAGCAGAACACCAUGCUAAAUCCAAUUUCAGCCAUAACCGACUACCCAAAGAGGUAUUCGAUCUUUCAAACAAUGCAUCCAUUCACGAAUUUUCAGAACGGUUUAAACAAGGACUACUUCAUGCUCAGUUUGACAAAGUAAGCCCUGAAAGAUAAAAAUUCAUCCAUUCAAACAUG
Molecule: messenger RNA, 1119 nt
Organism: Batrachochytrium dendrobatidis JAM81
Lineage: Eukaryota; Fungi; Chytridiomycota; Chytridiomycetes; Rhizophydiales
Product: cell proliferation protein CDC123
Exons: 4
Coding region: 1-1098 (365 amino acids)
Cellular component (GO): cytoplasm
Source: RefSeq, a predicted model, not a curated record